This is a messenger RNA of Penicillium olsonii, 333 nucleotides long. The record is from the annotation of a GenBank genome assembly. Lineage: Eukaryota; Fungi; Ascomycota; Eurotiomycetes; Eurotiales; Aspergillaceae.
AUGGGCCUUUCAUACAAUGUCUACUUGACCGCCAACAAGAUCUUUGGGUGCAAGGGGUGCAAGACUCAUCUCGCAGACCAUAAUGAUAUCAUCAGCCGGAACUUCCGGGGCCAACACGGCAAAGCAUACCUCUUCAAUAAUGUUGUCAACGUCACACAAGGUGAAGCUGUUGAACGCAGCAUGACAACUGGUCGACAUAUCGUGCGUGAUAUCGCCUGCCGACAAUGCAAGGAAACGGUAGGAUGGAAGUACGACAAGGCAUACGAGAGCAGCGAGAAGUACAAGGAGGGCAAGUUUAUUCUUGAAGAGGAGCUCCUCUGUGUCGUGUGCUAG